AUGGCAGAUUUCGACACUAACCCAACUUCGUUGUACAGCAUCAAGGGAAUCGUGAUUCUUGAUCAAGAUGGAAAUCGAGUCGUCGCCAAGUAUUAUGAUCGCAACACCUUCGGAACCGUGAAAGAGCAGAAGGCUUUUGAGAAGAGCUUGUUCUCCAAGACCUCUCGCAACACGUCUGCUGACAUCGUCUUGCUUGAUGGAGUGACCUGCUUGUACCGCUCGAACGUCGAUCUUUACUUCUACGUCCUCGGAUCAACUCGUGAGAAUGAGUUGUUCCUUGACGCAACGCUCACCUGCCUCUACGAUGCUGUUUCGGUGGUUCUUCGGAAGAAUGUCGAGAAGAAGGCUUUGGUCGAUGCCAUGGACACCGUUAUGCUCAUCAUCGAUGAGAUCUGUGAUGAAGGAAUUAUCAUGGAAACUGAUGCUCAGGCUGUUGUUCAAAGAAGUGCACUCAAGAGCGACGAAGUUUCUUUCUCGGAUCAAUCUGUCUCUCAACUCGGGUUCUCUUUCAUCGAAUCAGCCAACAACAAUUCAAAUGGUCGCUCCUCAAGAAAAUCAGCUAACGAGCGAAUGAAUACUGCCAAAGCACGAAGAGGAAGACGUGCGGGUAAUCCAGAAGAAGACGAGGAAGACGAUGAUACAGUCAGCAAAAUGAUAACCGAGUUCACAAAAUGCGAUCUACCCAGUCUUCGUGACUAUAUCUCUGAUAAGGAUUCAUCUAAAUUUGAGAAACAGCUAGAGAAUCUGGAAGAGAAAGAGUUUCCAAAAUGGAUGAUAUACCUAGCCUCUGGAUUCAAUAUUCUACUUCAUGGUAUCGGCUCCAAACGCCAAAUUCUCACAGAUUUCGAAAAAGAGCUAUCUCAAUAUACGUAUUUGAGAGUAGAUGCUCGGAAGGACGGUCUCAACAUGAAAGCUCUUCUGAAUGCAAUAAAUGAGAAUAUGAACCUCAAUUGUCCCGUAAAAAGAAGUCAAACCACGAUAAGCUGGGCAAGAGCCAUCAAAAGGAAGAUGCAUGGUCAACAACUGAUUCUCUUGAUUGACAACAUCGAAGCUCCAGAUUGGAGUAUCAGUGUCACAAAGGAUUUCAGAAAUGACCAAGAAGCACUAUGUGAACUUCUGGAAAAUCGAGAAUCUGUCAAACUAAUCGCAACUGUAGACCACAUUAAUUCAACUUUCAUUUGGAAUUCUCGUCAAGUAGCAUCUCUCUUUUUCGUUCAUAUAACUGUGAAUACAUUUGAAAUUCCAUUGCAAGAAUUGAUGACUGGAGAUUCUCGUCUUCUUGGUCUCGAUUCUCGUUCCAACCAAUCAGUUCACACAAUGUCUUCUCUUGAUGCUUUUUGGAAAUCUCUUGCUUCGAAUUCUCAGAAGCUGUUUCGUCUCUUCUUUCAAAUGUACUUCGACGCCAAGAAGCCUGUCAAAUUUUGGGAUUUGUUCAAUGCUGCCAAAGACGACUUUAUCGCGUCUACAGAUUCUGCUCUCCGCACUCAACUAGUCGAAUUCAAAGAUCAUCGUGUUCUGAAGUGGACCCGUGGAGAUGAUGGAAACGAUCAGCUGUCCGGAAUAGUUGAAUUGAAAUUGGUUACCGAAUUUCUCGAGUCAAAGAACAUGCCGUUGGAUGAAAAGAGGGACGAGUAG
This is a messenger RNA of Caenorhabditis briggsae, 1635 nucleotides long. RefSeq names its product Protein CBR-ORC-2 (gene Cbr-orc-2). The transcript is spliced from 9 exons. The coding region runs from base 1 to 1635 and encodes 544 amino acids. Gene Ontology annotation, molecular function: DNA replication origin binding. The record is from RefSeq and is a predicted model, not a curated record. Gene Ontology annotation, biological process: intracellular protein transport; DNA replication; vesicle-mediated transport. Gene Ontology annotation, cellular component: membrane coat; nuclear origin of replication recognition complex; nucleus. NCBI's taxonomy places the organism in Eukaryota, Metazoa, Nematoda, Chromadorea, Rhabditida, Rhabditidae.